Cynara cardunculus var. scolymus (artichoke) is the source of this 1547-nucleotide messenger RNA. Its product is annotated as sugar transporter ERD6-like 7. The record is from RefSeq and is a predicted model, not a curated record. Gene Ontology annotation, cellular component: membrane. The transcript has 18 exons. The coding region runs from base 1 to 1419 and encodes 472 amino acids. NCBI's taxonomy places the organism in Eukaryota, Viridiplantae, Streptophyta, Magnoliopsida, Asterales, Asteraceae. Gene Ontology annotation, biological process: transmembrane transport; carbohydrate transport. Gene Ontology annotation, molecular function: sugar transmembrane transporter activity.
AUGGUUGCAAAAAAGGAUAUAAAGAAAAUAGAGGACAGAGGUCAAAAUGAGGUUAGAGCUCCACUUAUAGCUCAAGAUGACAGAAGAAAAGAGAAUAAUUGUAUGGUUUACAUCAGCACGUUUGUUGCAGUUUGUGGUUCUUUCUCAUUUGGAACAGGCAUUGGUUAUUCAUCUCCUAGCGAGGAUGCCAUCAGGAAAGAUCUAAAUCUAACAAUAGCAGAGUUUUCUUUCUUUGGCUCAAUAUUGACAUGUGGUGCAAUGCUUGGUGCCAUUUCAAGUGGACCCAUGGCUGAUUUCUUUGGUCGCAAAGGGGCAUUGAGAUUAUCAAGUGGUUUCUGUAUAGGAGGGUGGCUAGCAAUUUACCUUGCUCAGGGGCCCGUGUCUCUGGACAUUGGAAGACUAGCUACAGGAUAUGGAAUGGGAAUCUUUUCCUACGUGAUACCUGUGUUUAUAGCUGAAAUAGCACCCAAACAAUUACGAGGCUUGUUAACAGCAGCAAAUCAGCUCUUGAUCGUUUGCGGAGUGUCCGUUUCCUUUAUCUUAGGAACGCUGCUACAUUGGAGAACCAUGGCUUUGACAGGGUUGAUUCCAUGUGCUGUGUUACUAGUGGGCCUCUUUUUUAUACCAGAAUCUCCUAGAUGGCUGGCCAAGAUAGGAAAACCAAUAGAGUUUGAUUCUGCACUAAGGGAACUUCGUGGGAAGGAUAUUGAUGUAUCUGAGGAGGCAGCAGAAAUCAAAGAUUAUAUAGAGACACUGGAUAAGCUCCCGAAAGCAAGUCUAUUCGAUUUGUUUCAGAGAAGAUAUUUGAGCUCUGUUGUUAUAGGAGUCGGAUUGAUGAUCUUUCAACAAUUUGGAGGAAUAAACGGGAUCUGUUUUUAUGCAAGCAGUAUUUUCGAGUCUGCAGGUUUUUCUGCUGAUAUUGGUACAAUAACCUAUGCCGUUCUUCAGGUUGUGGUUACUGCCUUAAAUGCACUCCUUAUAGACAAGGCUGGUAGAAAGCCAUUGUUACUGGUUUCUGUGACAGGAAUGGCUUUGGGAUGUUUACUAACAGCAGCUUCAUUCUACUUGAAGACUUAUCAAAUAGGAGUAGGGGCAGCACCUGCACUUGCCGUAACUGGUAUACUGUUGUAUAUAACCGGAUUCUCAUUAGGAAUGGGAGCGGUUCCAUGGGUUAUCAUGUCCGAGAUAUUUUCUAUUAACAUCAAAGGUGCUGCGGGUGGCCUAGCGACACUAGUAAAUUGGGCUGGUGCAUGGGUUGUUUCGUUCACAUUCAAAUUUCUCAUGGAUUGGAGUUCUUAUGGCACGUUCCUCCUUUAUGCAGCGGUAAAUGUCGGUUCUAUUGUGUUUACGAUCAAGAUGGUACCAGAAACGAAAGGAAAAACUUUGGAACAGAUACAAGCUUCCAUCAAUGGUCAAUGACACACUGAUAUCAUCCAUUGAAAGUUUGUUAUUCAACAUUACGCCAUCGAGUGAGCAUUACAUCGACUCCAAAAUAAACAUCUAUAAGUUAUUUAACGUGUUUAUAUAUUUGUUUUUUGUUUGGAUUA